GAAUGCCAUGUGCGGAAAGCUGCAAUGUGAGAAUGUGGAAACCUUGCCGGUCUUUCGGAUCAAGCCUGCCAUUAUCCAAACUCCCAUCAAAGACACCACCUGUUGGGGCGUGGACUUCCAGCUAGGGUCAGACGUGCCCGAUCCCGGGAUGGUGAACGAAGGCACCAAAUGUGCCCCUGGAAAGGUCUGCAAACACUACCAAUGCGUUAAUGCGUCCAUCUUAGAUUAUGACUGUGACCUCAAGGACAAAUGCAAUGGGCACGGGGUGUGCAACAGCAAUAAAAAUUGCCAUUGCAAUUCAGAUUGGGCGCCUCCCUAUUGCGAUUCCCCAGGAUAUGGGGGCAGUGUAGACAGCGGGCCUACUUACAAUGACAGCAAUGUGGCUGCACGAAACUGGAUCCUGGUGUUUGUGUUCAUAGUUCUUCCCAUUGCAAUAGUUGUACUCAUUCUUUAUUGUACGAGAAAUAAAAGGACUCCUUCCUGGUUGCCACUCAUGGACACCUGUUGCAGAUGCUUCCACAGAUCGGAUACCAGUAGGCAGCAGGCUGUUCGAACCGAAUGUCCACGCAACUUUCCGUAUUCUUCCAGGAGUGCAUCAUCGUCUGCGGUGGUAUCAUCCAUGGACCAACAGCGUGUCCCCCCAAGGCCUCCACCCCCAGCGGUGAAAACCUCAAGGGCAUCGGAACAACUUUUCCCCUCCCGACCGGCACCUUUGCCCCCUAUAUAAAAUGCCUCCCUUUGCCUUUUGCAAGCCCACCACCGCCUCCCCUUUUUAGGACUGAGCUGCCUCAAGUGUCCAUCGAGCGACUCUGGAAACUUGUCUUUUCUUCCUUGGCACCGGAAUAAGACGAAAGGAAAAUAUAGAGGCAAAACACAAAGUGCAAAACCACCAAGGAAUGUAAACUCAUAUCAAAUACCUCUCCGGGGUGUGAAAAUCACCAAGUUGGUCGACACUUCCUGAGCCAACGGCAUUUGGGCUAUGUUGCUGGCCGAUAUCAGCUUGAACCGGAACAAUUAUUUUGGAUCCAAGGGCAUCUUCCUUCUUUGUUAUGAUUAGAUUUAAUUGUGCGAUACUUGACAUAUGCAAUCCCAUCUGCCGGUCCCUGAGAGUUUUUUUUUAGAAAAUGCAGGAGUGAAAUCCAUCCGGUUCUGAAAUUUUGAGUUGUUCGGAGAACCAGUAGCGGAAAUUUUGAAUAGUUCAGAGAACUGGCAAAUGCCACCUUUGGC
This is a messenger RNA of Thamnophis sirtalis, 1227 nucleotides long. Lineage: Eukaryota; Metazoa; Chordata; Lepidosauria; Squamata; Natricidae. The record is from RefSeq and is a predicted model, not a curated record.